AUGAGAUUAAUAAAAAAAAAAAUUGACCCGAACAUUAAAUUUCAGGCCAAAGAAUUGCCCGCCAAAGACAUUUCAGGUACAUCGGAUCCAUACGUAAGAGUCACUUUAUUACCCGAUAAAAAGCACAGACUGGAAACAAAAGUUAAAAGAAGGACUCUUAAUCCUCGCUGGAACGAAACUUUUUACUUUGAAGGUUUUCCAAUACAAAAAUUACAAGGUAGAGUUUUACAUCUUCACGUUUUUGACUGGGAUAGAUUUUCCAGAGAUGAUUCCAUAGGAGAAGUAUUUUUACCACUUUGUCAGGUUGAUUUAACGGAAAAGCCAUCUUUUUGGAAAGCUUUAAAACCUCCGGCUAAAAACAAAUGUGGAGAAUUAUUAACGUCACUAUGUUAUCAUCCGAGCAAUUCCGUAUUGACUCUGACAUUACUUAAAGCGAGAAACCUGAAAGCAAAAGAUAUCAAUGGUAAAUCAGAUCCUUACGUAAAAGUAUGGCUACAAUUCGGUGAUAGAGAAUAG
Molecule: messenger RNA, 516 nt
Organism: Pediculus humanus corporis (human body louse)
Lineage: Eukaryota; Metazoa; Arthropoda; Insecta; Psocodea; Pediculidae
Exons: 5
Coding region: 1-516 (171 amino acids)
Biological process (GO): regulation of dopamine secretion; vesicle fusion; cellular response to calcium ion
Cellular component (GO): membrane; synapse; axon
Molecular function (GO): calcium-dependent phospholipid binding; SNARE binding; calcium ion binding
Source: RefSeq, a predicted model, not a curated record